This is a messenger RNA of Corapipo altera (White-ruffed manakin), 4692 nucleotides long. Its product is annotated as zinc finger protein 516-like. The record is from RefSeq and is a predicted model, not a curated record. Gene Ontology annotation, molecular function: DNA-binding transcription factor activity, RNA polymerase II-specific; RNA polymerase II cis-regulatory region sequence-specific DNA binding. Gene Ontology annotation, biological process: regulation of DNA-templated transcription. Gene Ontology annotation, cellular component: nucleus. Bases 44 to 1702 code for a protein of 552 amino acids. NCBI's taxonomy places the organism in Eukaryota, Metazoa, Chordata, Aves, Passeriformes, Pipridae. The transcript has 4 exons.
UGAAAAGCCAUACCACUGCAACUUUCCUGAAGAAGAAACCCCAAUGAUAACAUCUCAGUUGGAUGAACUCCCAAAGCUGGGAAGCCGCAACGCCAGAGAAAAUGAGGCCAGGGAAUCUAAACCAGAGAUUCCUGCCCUGAUGUCAGCACUGGAGAGUGUCAUCAAGGAACCCUUUUCGAAAUACCAAGGUUCUGCAGACAUGAAGAUGCCAGCAUUUCAUCACAGCCAGGGGCUUCCUUACUCCAGUCACAUCACUAGCUUUGCUUCGGGUGUGGGCCAGACAUCUUCAGACGUGGUCAUGGACUUGAAAACAUCGCUCGAAGUGCAGGCUAGUCGUGCUAGAAAAACUUUGCUAGACUUGCACAGGGAGCAUCCUCUGAUAGAAAAAGGUGCUGAAGCUCUAGAGGUAGCUCCACUCGAUUUGAGUGAAAAAUCAACAAGGGAUAAUUCAUGCAAUAAAUAUCUGAAUACAUCCUUCCAGGCUGCUUUAAUUGUCUACCCAUGUCCUUUCUGCAGUCACAAGACCUACUACCCAGAAGUCCUGUGGAUGCACAAAAGAAUUUUGCACAAAAUCAGCUGUAACUCAAUGGUACCCCCUUGGGUUCAACAGAAUGGAUUCAAGAGUAUUAAAAACAACCUGGUCUUUCUGGCGAGGAGUGGGCGCACUGGCCCCCCUCCUGUUCUUGGUGGUAAGGAAUGCCAGCCUUUGCCCAUUGCCAGAUUUACACGUACUCAAGUGCCAAGUGCAUUGCCAGGUUCCAAAACCAGCUCUCUUUCUGUUGGGAUGACUGCAAAGUCUGGUAGUACGCAUCAGUCAAAGGACAGUCAUGCCUUCAGCCACUGUGGUCCACGCUUAUCGGGUCUGGAUGGAUACAGACAGCCCAAGUUAAACCAUUCCCAGGAGCAGUACAGCAUAGCAGCACAACAAAAAAGUAAAUAUGAAGCAAAUUCCAAAAUUAUACAAAUGGGAACCUAUAGUAGAAGCAUAACGCCUACACAAACAGUCAUAUCCAGGCCUAGCACACAGCCUACAAACAGUAAGCAAGUGGAGAAGUAUGUGGUUCCCCAGGGAAGUACUGGUUUUGCCCCUCCAGGUAAGCACUGUGCAUCCGACUCCAUGAAGGCCAAAUACAACCCACUGCUGCAGUAUCAUCCUCUGUGUAAAAGUGAGCAGUACACUAAACAUGAAGAGCCACCAGUGCCUCAGAGGGAGUCUCACAUGAAGGCUGGGAAUGAGAUGAGGACAUUGGCAAACUGCACAGCGGUAGCGCGAGCAAGUCCGGUACUGCAGCCCCAGCCUAGUACCGUGGGAAUUUCUCCAGCUUUACACUCCAGCAAACAGGAUGUGGGAUCAGAUGUGCAUGAGAAACAUUUGGACAUCUUAAAUAUCUUUAAAACAUACAUUCCAAAGGACCUUGCUUCAUUGUACCAAACCUGUGGUGCCAACAGCCCUGCCCUGGAUCACACAGGGAUGCUCAGGACACAAACACGCCAAGGAGACUGUGUCUGCAGAGAAUGUGGAAAAUGCUUUACCCAACCCAGUCACCUCAGGACUCAUCAGAGGUCCCACGCAGUGGUAUUUGAGUCUAAUGGACUCCGAGGUACUGAAGUUCACACCACCUCUGCAGAUGCUCCAAAACAAGGGAGAGACCACGUCGGUGCGGAGAUCACCCACACGCUGCAUCUCCGAAAGGGAACCUAGAGCCUUGGCAGAGGAGCCCUGAGGCCAGCGGCCCCCAGCCCGAGGGGCAGCGCCAGCAGCCCCCCACGCAGAGCAGAGCAGCCCCCCUGCAGCCAUCGCCUCACCCGGAGCUGCUGCGCGAGACUGAAACCAGCGCUCUGCCAGGAGGGGGGGGUGCCUCUGCGCUGUUAAUCAUUUUAAAAUAAAUGAAGAUGCUACACAAGAUAUAUAUAAAUUGACGUACUAAUCAGUCCCAUGGUUCCUUGUUUCCUUUAUAAUAAACAGUGGAGUUGGCAAGCACUGUGGCAGCACGAGGCAUCUAUAUUAAUCAAGAGAAGUUUGAGACACUGGAAAAAUUAAACUUUAUGUGAUUUGGACAGCAUGAAGAAGUUAAGCACUGUAACAAAAACCUCCCUGAUGCUCACAAUGACUGUUUGAUACAUUUGAAAAACAGCAGUGGAUUUGAGGGCUGGAGAAGUAUUAAUUAAUGAAACUGCCACUGCCUGUCAUGCUGAAAAGCAAAUUAAAAAAAAAAAAAAAAACAACAACAGAGAGAGGAAAAAUGAGGGGUGCGGGGGGGAAAGGUGGCAUUCGGUGCUGAGAAAGCAAUGUUUGAUGAAGGAUUAAAGGGACUAAAGAGAAAGACCGUCAUUCUGCAAUGGUUUGUUUCAUUACAGUUUGGGGACCACUUGCAUUUCUAGUGCUCUUGCUCUUGACUGCGCACCAUUAAUAGUAUGUGAAUAUGGAAAUUGAAACACUUCCAGAGAAAAGCUUCUAUUCUGCUUUGGAACAGAAAAGCUGGUCGAACACUAAGAAAAAAAACAGGCUUCUGUGUUUUACUCUCAGGACCUUUUUUUUUGUAACAGGGCUACUUUCUUCAACCUGAUCACAAAGGAAGUCUUCACUUAGAGAGAAAAAAAGAAAGGAAAUAUAAAACAUUCAGCUGUCUAAUGCCGCUGAUCUUUCUGUUUAGAAGAGAAAAGGUGUCACUGAAUGAAUUCAGGCAGCCCUGGGGCUGUAAGGUGCUCUCUGCUCUUUCGUUUGGUUCAGCAGGCCAGCUACUGCUCCUCCUUGGGCCCAGUGAUGUUCUGGAAAGACGAGGAAACUUCUUUUGUGGUGGCAGGUUAAUGUUCAUAUAAAUGUGUCAUGUCUUGUACUUGGUGAUCACUGGUGGUGUUAGGAAAAAAAAAGAAAAAAAAAAGCUUUAUAUACCUCUUCUACAGUAACUCUUUAACUGCAAGUUUUCAAGGUGGGGUUGUGGCACAUAACAGGUUGUUAAACCAUGCAGUGUAAGCAAUUAAAAAUGUAUUCCACCGAUUUAAAUAUUUUCUUUUCUUAUUGCUGUGACACUAUGUGUGAUGGUAAUAUUUCUGAGAGUUUCAGAUUUUGCACAUAUAAUUUUAUGCAUUAUCAAAAGUUACUGCUGCCUUGAAAGAAAAUGUUCUGUGAAAAUUUUUGCAAAAGCUUUACUAGUUUGUUUUUUUUAAAUUGUAACAUUUUGUAAAGGCAGGAAAUGGAGUUAAAAAACCUAGCAUGCUAAAUAUAUUUUUCAAAAAAGCAAUAAUUUUACAUGUACAGAAAUGAUGCUAACCUUUAAUACAGGUGAGACCACAGUUUACUUAAUACAGUAAUGGAAUAGUGCUGUUUUUGUAGAAAUGGGCUUCUGACAAAGAUUUGUUAAAAAAAAAAAAAGGCAGAAAAAACCUUAAAGUGUGAUCUUUCUAUUCUAACAGUUUUGGUGGGCGGGGGGUUGCUUUUUUAAAAUAAUCUAGUCAGUAAUUUGGUCUGGACUACUUGUUACUUGUUUUAAAUUACUUGACAGGUUUUGUUACUUUGCAACACUUGCAACAAUGCAAAUUAACUUCCUUAUGUGUUUUUUUUAAAUUAGAUUUUCCUUAGGCUAUUACACAAGAUGUAUACCAGAAUCCUCUGUAAGUCUCCCUGUAGUUAGGAAUGUCUGUGCAAAUACUUAAAAGUGACUGUAAUUAACUGUUCUAUGAAGUUAUUUUGAGGGAGGUUGCAUAGACACAUUCCGUUGUACACCAAAAAAAAAAAAAAACAAGAAAAAAAACAAGGAGAAGAAUGAAAAAGUGGAAAUAUUUUGCUGUGUUGCUUAAUGAUUAUCAUUUUGGGUUUGCACUAGCUUUCUCAGUUUGUCAGUUUGUUUUGGUUUUGGUUUUUGGGUGGGGGGUUUUUUGUUUGUUUGGUUUUUUGUUCUGUUCUUUGUUUGUUUGUUUUGUUUUGUUGCUUUUCUGAUUCAUAUUUUCCAUGAAAGAAAGUAAUGGUGACAGUUCAGGAAUGCACAAAAGCUAGUUGCCUAAUCUAUUUGUUUGUGGUUUAGUUAUUAAAAACUCUUCUACACCCAAAAUGACACGAAAGUGUAGUGUACAUUUGUAAUUUCUCUCCUUUUUUUAAUUGUAUUUUUUUGGCAAGCUGAACUAGAAAAUCUGAGUUAAUAUUUAAAGCCAAAACCUUCUUUCUGGAACUUUUCUUCCAGAAUCCAUGACAGAGAAGCUAGUGCUGCCACUGCCAUUACCAGGGUACUAAUCAGCAAAGUUUACAAUCAUAAUUUAGCUUCACGAAGAACAACAGUAGGGGAAAUCAGUUUAAAUAAUUAUAUGCUGUGUAUAGCAGAGAAAUGAGAUUUUCACUUAAUUAAACAAGAAACAAGAGUGGGUGGAGGAAAGCCAACCUUAAAGACCAUCUGUUUUCACAAGAGAAUCCCACGAUUUUUGUUUUCUUCUAUAUCAUUGUAUUGUAUUGAUUUGUUAUUUUAGUUAGGCCAUAGUAUUUAAAAUGAGUUAUGUUCCAUAUUUAUUUAGUCAAUGGGCUUUCACCAGCUCUUUUAAGCAAUGUGAUAAGUUUUUUUGGCAUGACACACUCCUGUAAAGCCCUUUUAUGACUGUUACAGGGACUUUCUACUACCUCUACCAGUCUACUGUUUCUUCUUCUUAACAGGUUUUUAUGGUGUUGCAAGUCUAAUGUAACUUAGACAAUAAAGGGUUUGAUUA